Cladocopium goreaui is the source of this 4556-nucleotide messenger RNA. The record is from the annotation of a GenBank genome assembly. NCBI's taxonomy places the organism in Eukaryota, Dinophyceae, Suessiales, Symbiodiniaceae.
AUGAGUGUCCCGAGCGGCCAACAAACCGAUGGAGUUUUCAUUCCGCUCACCGUGAACAAUCUUCUGCCCUCUGUUGAUGAGGAGACGAUCGGUGCCUUCUUCAAUAGCGCCUGGUUCCGCGCGGUGGAUGUGGAGUUUGCCGAGGAAGAGCUCAGCCUGCUGCCGAUCAGCUCGGUGCAACGCCAGGCAGACAGUGGCGGUGGCUGCACCAUCUGGUGCCGAAGUAAGGCAGUGGCGGAAGUGGUCUUGACACGACUGAAGGGGAUCAGUUAUCAAGGUCGCACGCUGGAGAUUUUCAAGCUCGCAGGCAAGCCAGUGCCACUCGAUCAACUGCAGCCUUCGGCCUUAGAUCGUUUGGUCCGCAGCCACGACAAGAAGGUGGCUUUGGCGAAGCAGAAUGGAGAUGAAGUCUCCCACGUUUCCAGAGCGACAAGUCUCAACGGAACCCCGAACGCACCAUGCUUUUAUGAUGUGCUCAAGAUUGACCGAGCAGCAGAAGGCCGAGAAAUCAAAGAGGCCUAUGUGAAGCUGCGCCGGGACUUGGACCCGCUGGGCGCAGCUCCUUCGGACCUGGGGAGAAUCGUUGAGGCCUACGAGACGCUGUCAGAUCCGCUGAAGCGAAAUGUCUAUGACCACAGACCCUUAAAAUUUUGGCAAGAUGCCAAAAAGGCCAAAGAGCAGAAGGACCGUCGCCCGGCGAUGUGGGUGUUAAAACACAGCAACGACAUCAAGAAUGGACGUGUGCGCAGGGUGAGGUGCACUGAUCGACAGGCACAGACACUCAUCCAGCAAGCGCGCAAUAUCUUGACGCGAGUGCGUGGGGCGGACCUCUUGGUCGUAGCUCCUCUUUUUCCAGAGGUGUGGAUUUCCGGGAAUCCUCAGCAGCUCCGAAAUGUGGAGCAGAUGCUGAAGGAAGCUUCUGAGGAAGCGGAUGGCCUGCGCGCCCCAGCAGAUGGGGUGGUGCUGAAAGUUCCUCCAGUCCACGCCCCGAAGCUGCCGGAGCUGGGGGAAAAGCGCAAUCGCUUCGUGGAGGAAAUCAAGGCAAAAACCCAUUCGAUGCUGAGCUUUUGCGAAGAUCGAAUCAUCAUUCGUGGAGGGCAGGUCCCCGUGGCUGUGGCCUGGAUUCAAGGCCGAGUGCUUUGGCGUGCUGAGAUUACUUGCUACGAUGGCUCCAAAAUGGAUGGCUGGCAAUACAGCUUGUCAGCAGAGCGGGCGCUUCACGCAAACCCGGAGCUGGUGCCAGAUCGAGAACCAGAUGUGGACGAGGUCGAAGCAAUUUUGAGGAGCGAGUCCCCUCAAGGAACCACAGCAGAGAGAGCCCUUCACGCUCUAGACGCGAUUUUUAGAGGCCGAAGUGCAAUGAGCUUCACGCUUUUGCGGCUCCUGACCUCAAAGGUGGUUUACCAUGCUGUCGAGCAGGACCAGAAUAUCGUGAAUCAGUUCAUCGUGACGGUGGUGAGGACCUGGUCAAAAUUCAACCUGCAACGGCCAUUGUACGAGUUCCACAAGAAUUCUCUGCUCACGAUUUUGUGGAAAGUCCCACACGUGAUUGUGCCGUAUGCGGGCCGUUACGAACAACACCUCACUUCGGCGAUCCCGACAGGUCAGUGGGUCUCCUGGCGACAGUUUUUGGACACUCCGGGCUCUCCAGCGAGACUGUGGCUGUACCAAUUCUUGACCGAUUCGGCGAAGGCAUGCAACUUUGGAGUGGACGAGAAGUGGUGCCAAGACCACCACAUCUGUAGUUUCAUGCUGCACUACGCCCUUGGCCGUUACUGUCAUGUGGAUGACCAGCAUGGUCUUUGCAAACGCGAGCUCGUGUGGUUCCAAGGUCAAGCUGUGCCGCCCGUGCAGCCACCGGUGCCACAAGCGCCUGCGUUCCCUCAGGCGCCGUCCACGACCUCCAAGGCGAAGCCUCCCACGCCGCCAGAGGCCACCAAGGCCAACGGCCCUUCGCCGGCACAAGCGGAGCCGCGAAGGUCGGAGUCAGUGUCCCGGUCCCGGUCAAGGCCGCCGGCCAAGAUUCCAGUGAAGGCCAAACUCGACAUGUCGGGGCAUUGGAAGGACCUCACAUCAGACAAGGCCGUGACACUUCGACCUGCUCAGGCGGUCGAGCUCUUGCUGUUUGCGGCCGAAAAGAAGGAUCACUUCAGGAAGGGCCACCUACUGGGCGAGCUGGCCAGAAAUAUCGCCAAGUCUGGGGCUGGAUCGGUGGAGGGCCUUUGCCGUUUGUUGGAAGGCAAGUCGCUGGAUCUGCUUCAGGCUAUCAGCACUUUGGAGAAGAUCGCGGCUGUGAGUUGGGACGAACAGACAUUGCUAGCACUACUGCAUGCCGGGCUGCAUGAGCAGCGGCAGAAGGAAGAUGUUUCGUCCACUCUGUCGCUCUUGGAUAACGUGGUAGAAGUGCCAUGGAAAGACUUCCUGCUGCGGGAAGACUGCAGUGUGAUCCCAUUCCUGGCGGAGAGUGGGGAUCGCAGGGUGCAACGGAAGCUCUGCCAAGUGGUGGGACACCUGGAAGGAACCAGUGCAGUUGGCAUGUUCUGUCGCCACAAGGAGGCAGUGAUGGCAAGCUUGGAAGCAGCCGCCAGCACCGCUCCUGGAUUCAGCAUCUUGAGUCAUGUGGUGAAGUGUUUCCAGAGUGCUGGCUUUGAUACUGACCGGAUGAUGACCUGUGUCGCUGGCGCUUUCCACCGCAUUAGCAAGGCAGGCAUUGAGCACAUGUCCGACAUUUGGCGAGAAGUCAGCAGAUGUGUGCAGAUGGAGGUCCCCGAGGCUAUGGAUUGCACCCUGCAGCACUUCCGGGGCUUCGGGUCCCUGCAUCGCUUCACGGAUGACCAUGCGCCUGCAGAGGUCACCAUCUUCCUCUGUGGCGCUGCCGUACGCCUCGAUGCUCAGGAGGUCUGGAGAACGGAUGCCUUUAAGGAAGAGCGCUUGAAGAAACUGGAGGUCAGGCAACUCUUGAGUUGCUUGAAGGCAUUGCUGGGAACCGGCCGGGAGGAGCAACGUGUCUUCUUCAAGGCUGCACUGCAAAAGAACAACGAGGUGAACUUCACGGCAGUUGAAGCCUUGCUCUUCGUGCAGGUGGCCCAUGAAUUGAAGGAGGUGGCCGAGCUCGCCCAGCACCAGAAGAUUAUCAACAGAGCCAUCGAGCAGGACUCAUUGGUGGAUUGCGUGAAAGUGCUCCAAACCUUGGUGGAGCAUGGCAUCUCCAACUUGGAGAAGGUCUCCAAGGGAACGGCUCAGCGCAUUGUGCAGAUCGCCCAACAGAUGUCCUCAGCGCAGCUGGAGAACCACCUCUUGGAGCUUCGUGCUGCGGUGCAGCUCUUGCAUCAGCAGGGAUACCUCAGCAGGGAGCAACAGACUGGGCAGCAACGCUUCGCCGAGAGGAUGUCAGCCUUGAGGAACCUCAGGGAGGUGGCGAGCAAACAGCGCUGCAAUGAUUUGUGCAUUGCACAGAUCAUCGCGAUGUUUCUGUCCGAUCCCAAAAGCACGAGCAGGAGCUCGAAAAAAACCUUGGAAUUGGCAGAGUUGCUCUGUGGUGUGAUUACAGAGCAAAAGGAAAACUAUCCGCCCGAGACAGAAUGCAGCCUUCUGGUUCGCGUGACUGGCAACGACAAGGCCGCGCAGCAAAUUCUUCCUGGUGUAUACAGCGUGGUUGGCAAACACGAUGGAUGUUCUGUGUACCAGAGAGUUGUUCCGCACAUGGACAAGACGAACGCAGUCUACAUGUACUAUUGGUCUGAACAGCACCAGUGGUAUGUUGGCCCCAGUGUGGGCAGUGACAGUGUGUGGGCGUACGCGGAUGGUGCAAAAUCAUCCACCAGACCGCCACGCAGAAAUUGGCACUGGCAAAAGCCGCUGGAGAACCAGAAGAAGCUCAUCAUAAACAUCAGCGUUUUCUGCUUCGAGGCUGGCCCCGCGCCCGGGCCAACCCAAGCAAUGCCAAAGACAAAGGCGGCGGUACCUCAGGCAAAGUCAAGGCCACACGAACCUGGCAACUCUGCAGUGCAGGCGAACGUUGAACCGCCGACCAAGAAAGCGCGGCCAGAGGUGCCACCGAAGAACCGCGCCUUUAAGCCCGGUGCAAAGAUGCCCAUGCCAAGUCCGCCAAGUGCAGCGCCAGAGCAGGUUGAGAAUGAGAAUCAACGGAAGUGCAUGGAGUGGCUGAAAGGUUUAGAUAAAGGAAAAGGAGAAUUUGUGAAAUACUUCGAAAAGUUGAAAGAACACUAUGAUGCCGACCUCGACAACAUCAAGCUGGCGCGAUUUGAAGACGAAGAAGGAAGGCAGUGUAUCGAGAAGACAUUCUAUGAAGAUAUCGAGGCCAUCAAGGGGGGGCAUCAAAUGAUCUUCCGGAAGCAUAUCUGGAACAUCCCGUGAGCGCCGUUUGCGGCAGAGAGGCAAUAACAGCUGAGGCAUCAACUUGAGUCGUGAUGGACUCCUUGGAGUCAGGAUGUGAAUCACCGUUCUGUGUGAAUGGUCCAGAGAUUCUUUCGUCUCACCUUCCGAUCGAGAUCGGGCGGCCAACAGCCCCACCGUGUCGUGUUGAUCUCGCAAAA